Molecule: messenger RNA, 4566 nt
Organism: Colletotrichum scovillei
Lineage: Eukaryota; Fungi; Ascomycota; Sordariomycetes; Glomerellales; Glomerellaceae
Product: OPT family small oligopeptide transporter
Exons: 3
Coding region: 390-2702 (770 amino acids)
Biological process (GO): transmembrane transport
Molecular function (GO): oligopeptide transmembrane transporter activity
Source: RefSeq, a predicted model, not a curated record
UUCACCAUCUCCUAUCGACAACAAUGGCUAGAAACGAGCCACUGAUCCGGUCGCGGCAGCACAGGCCAGAUAGCUUGGACCUUCCACAGUAUUGUCUCUCCUGGUCCGCUGUAGGUAGUGUAUCAUGGGGAAACACCAGCGUAAAGCCUAUCUUGACUGCGGGGUCCGGAGAUCCUGUCAAGAUGGAAUGAGUGCAGCGAAGGGGUCCACCAAUUCCAAGGAAGGUCGAUACCGAGUAGUUUGUUCCGGAUGAGGUUUAUACUCGGCUCGACGGCAAAUGGUAUAUAACGACUUGUAGAAAGUUUCCGUUCCACAUCAGUAGCAUCGGUCAGACCAGCCCAGCGAUCCACUCAUUUAUACCAACAUUCUCCGGCUCAAGAUCCGGCACCAUGUCUGGCACAAUAGACCAGCGCGGCGAAAAGACGGCUGUGGCCUCUCCAGGGCCGCAGCCGCAUCCCGACGAGGAGGCUCGCGAUGCCGAAGACCUAGACAAGGCGAUGGCCUACGCCAUUGACGAGAUCGAGGAGCACUUUGACAUCGAGUCCGACAACUCGCCGUACCCCGAAGUCCGCGCCAACGUGCCUAACACGGAUGACCCGUCCAUGCCCGUCAACACGCUCCGCAUGUGGGUUCUCGGCGUCCUCUUCACCAUGGUCGGCUCCGGUAUCAACCAGUUCUUCUCUAUGAGGUACCCAGGCGUCACCAUCUCGUCUCUGGUGGCACAACUCAUCGCCUACCCCGUCGGUUGCGCCGUGGCCCGUAUCCUGCCCGUUAAAAAGGUGCGCGUCUUCGGCCGCUGGGACCUGGUGAUUAAUCCGGACCACUACUUCAACAUCAAGGAGCACGCGGUCAUCACCAUCAUGUCCAACCUUUCUUUUGGACCGUCGUGGGCUACUGACAUCAUUCAAGCGCAGAAGGCGUCGGCGUUCUACGGGCUCGACACACCGGUCGCAUACCAAUUCCUGCUAGGCCUCUCGAUGCAGCUGUUCGGUCUUGGUAUGGCUGGACUGGCGUAUCGCUUCAUCGUAGAGCCUCCUCAUAUGAUCUGGCCAUCGACACUGGCCAACGCGGCGCUGUUCCAGACACUUCAUGGCCGGGCGAACCCUUUAGCAGACGGUUGGAGGAUCACAAGAUAUCGGUUCUUUCUUUAUGUCUUUGUCGGGGGGUUCUUCUGGUACUGGCUUCCUGGAUAUUUGUUUACUGGUCUGAGUACCUUUGCAUUUGUCUGCUGGGCUGCUCCGAACAACGUUGUGGUCAACAAUCUAUUCGGCAUGUCGACGGGCCUGGCCUAUCUACCCAUUACCUUUGACUGGUCUCAGAUCGCCUACAAUGGGUCGCCUUUGGUCGUUCCUUUCUGGGCGCAAGCUAAUGUCUUUGCUGGCUGGGUCAUCCUCUUUGCUCUCGUCACACCAAUUCUAUACUACACUAAUACGUGGUAUACCGCAUUCCUCCCAUUCUCCGGCGCAGAUACCUACGACAACACCGGCAAGAUCUACAAUGCUACCCGCGUAGUAGGCAAAGAUGGCAACUUUAUCGUGGAGGAGUACGAGAAAUACAGCCCACUCUUCAUGCCCGUCACCUUUGCGCUAAGCUAUGGCAUAUCGUUUGCGACAAUGACCUGCGUGCCGACGUACAUCUUCAUCAACUACUACAAAGACAUCAUUGGCGCAUUCAACCCGAGCAGAAAGAAGGAUAUUCACACCCGCCUGAUCGAGAGAUAUCCAGACACACCAUGGUGGUGGUACGGCAUCAUGACGGCCGCCGUGCUGGCUUUGACAAUCAUCGUGCAAGAGGUCUACGAAACCCAGAUGCCUGUCUGGGGCGUUUUCGUGGCGUUCGGAUUGGCUCUGAUCUACCUGAUCCCGACCGGCAGCGUCUACGCCGUCGCAAACCUCAACAGCAACGUCCUCACGGUCCUGGGCGAAAUCAUCUCGGGAUACGCCAUUCCGGGAAAGCCCAUCGUCAUGCUGAUCUUCAAGUUCUACGCCUACACGGGGCUCAGCCAGGCCAUGAUGUUCUCUUCGGACAUGAAGCUAGGCCUUUACAUGAAGAUUCCCCGGAGGACGCUGUUUGUAGCCCAGUUGGCGGCUUGUAUCACGGGCUCUCUCACGCAGAAUGCCGUUCUCUUGUGGAUGCUAAACCAUGUCAAAGACAUUUGCCACGAAAGCCAGCCCAAUGGCUACACCUGCCCACAAGGACGGGUCAACUUCUCUUCGAGUAUCGUUUGGGGUGCCAUCGGCCCAGCACGGCUAUACAGCGUCGGCAAGAUCUACUCUGGUCUGUUGCACCUUUUCUGGAUUGGGGCACUCUUGCCCGUGGUGACAUUCUUCCUCAAGAAGCGAUUCCCAGAGAACAAGUUCCUGAGAUACCUUCACUGGCCUCUCUUCUUUGCAGGAACGGGCAACGUUCCUCCCGCCACAGGGAUCAACUACACCUCAGCUUUUGUCGUCUCCUUCAUCUUUAACAAGUGGCUUAAGGGCAAAUUCCCUCAGUGGUGGGCAAAGUACAACUACGUCUUAUCUGCUGCGCUCGACUCCGGCCUAGCCAUAUCCGCCAUCGUCAUCUUCUUUGCUCUCGUUUUCCCCGGUGUCCAGCUAAGCUGGUGGGGUAAUAAUAUUCAGCGUUCGACUAUCGACGGCCAAGGCGUUCCCUUGAAGGCUGUGCCGUCAAAUGGCGCUUUUGGCCCAGCAACCUGGUCUUAGCCAGGUAUUCUUCUGAUAUCCAUCAUCCGUCUGAAUGAUUCCCUGUAAUUUCCUGGCACUGAUAAGCCAUGAUUCCCAAUAGCAAAAGCCAAUCAGGUACAAAUAACACUACUAAUUACCACAUUGCGCCAAAUCUAAACGCUCGCAUGUCUCCGUUACUCGUAAGCAUAAUACAUCACAGAAACUGGGGUCUUCCUACGCAUGAAUUACCGUGGGGACUGCUCUGCAGGUUCGAAGGCGAUACCGCUCGAGCUAUACAGCUCAAGCCAGACUAAUAUUAUGGCAGAACGGCGCCACGAAUCGAGCCCAGUCGUUGAAAGCCUUGGGACUGGGGGAUAGCUGCCGAUCCGACGACAAGAACGAUGCCGCCUCGCGUUGCUUCCAGACCUUUUCAACUACGGAACGGGUCCGAGUGACAUUGCAGAGCGAAUCUGCCAACUUGUCGAGAACAUAGAGGACAAAUGGACGUGCGUAGCGGGGUGAGGUCUUGUCCUCGACAUCUCCCUCAACCCAUUGAAGCUCCUCUGUGGGAUCGAGUUGGCAGGCUGCCAUGAAGAGCGGCCAAGUGAGUCCAGCUUUGACAUCCGCCUCGAGCAACAUCGCGACGAGACCCAAGAUCUUCUUGACACUUUGCCGAAUUACGGGUGUUGCCGGGGUCGAGUCGUUGAGAGCAGAGUGGAGGUAGAGCUCUACCGUCAACCGCUUCAACUCGACGGUAUUCCUGAUGAUUUCGUCUUCACUAUCGCUCUUUAGAUGCGGCUGCUGGAGUAGACAAGUCAACCUUAUCCGCUGGCGCUCAAGAUCCUGCCAGCAGUCCUCCGCCGUCGAAGAUGACAUGCGAUGGUACUUGAAGCUGAGCUCCGUGAUCUCGCCAAUGAUACUGACCAGCUGCGGCGAGCAGCCCAUCCAGAGAUCAAGCCCCUCGUCCUCCUGCGCAGACCAAAAGUCGUUGCCGAAAAUGGGCUCCUCGCCGCAGGCGGUUCGUCCCAUGACGUCGUAAAAGGCAAAAUACCGCUCGGCGAACUUGAUGAUUCGCUCCCAGGGACUCUGCUGUCGCGCCGCCAUCUUGGCGGCGUCCGAAGUCAUGCCUUGGCGUCUGAACCUGAUGAGGUCCCGGGCCCCGCGCAGAUGCGUGACCCAGCGCUUGUCGCACUCUGCAAUGAUUUCGAGCUGACAGAGCAGCAUCAUCAGGACGAGGAUCUCCGAGUUGGCUGCGAUGUCGAUGGACGACUUGUUUUCGAGCGUCAGGCGCAGCGAUCGGAUGACUUUGGCCGAGUAGCUUAGAGCUACCGGCUGAUAUGUGCAGUCUGAUCUUGCCCUGUGUGAAGCGGCGAGGCCCAGGAGGGCGUGCAUGAGGGCUGGCGAGGCGGAUGAGACGGCAAAGGGGAAGAUGAGCGCGGAGAAGGGAGAUUCGCCUUUGGCGCAAGGGACUGUCAUGGGACAGAUACGAUCCAGGUAGUAAGAUAAUAAAUGUGAUUCGGCCUGGCUGUCGAGUUGGACAUAUUUCACCGGACGAUUGAUACAGCCCAAGUUCUUUCUCAGUGUAAGAGCUGCCGAUUUGCGAUCAUCCGUGGAGCUGUCAUCACUGGAAGACGACGAAGACUCUUCCCUCUCAAAGUCGGCGACGAAGGAGUUCAAGAAACCAAAAGAAUGAACGUGGAUAGGGAGACACCAGUAGUUGUCCAGGGUCGAAGGCGGCGUCGCGGAUUUCUUCUUGUUAUUGCCGCCGGUCCCAGAUUUCGACCACACGCCGGCCCUCCCAAAGGCACGGCCAACGUAGUCGGUUUCCCAUUUCAGGACUUGGGCGUAGACGCAGUCGGCGUAGCCACGGGAAGUACAUGGCCCACAGUGAGGUUUCGCCUCG